Messenger RNA from Cucurbitaria berberidis CBS 394.84, 971 nucleotides. RefSeq lists its product as uncharacterized. Gene Ontology annotation, cellular component: endoplasmic reticulum. Bases 137 to 883 code for a protein of 248 amino acids. Lineage: Eukaryota; Fungi; Ascomycota; Dothideomycetes; Pleosporales; Cucurbitariaceae. The record is from RefSeq and is a predicted model, not a curated record. The transcript has 2 exons. Gene Ontology annotation, biological process: peptidyl-proline hydroxylation to 4-hydroxy-L-proline. Gene Ontology annotation, molecular function: procollagen-proline 4-dioxygenase activity; L-ascorbic acid binding; iron ion binding.
GAAACUCUGCUUAUUGACGCGCCCUUCACUGUACCGCUGAAUUGGGGUCGGGGAAGAGCCACCCACGGUACCUUCACUUGGCGCAAGGCAGUACUACUCCCAGUCAGCCAGUCUGCAUAGGUCAAUACCCUUCACCAUGGUGCCCAAGAAGAAAGGCAAGCCAGAGUCCAAGCCUGUCGCUUCAUCUUCCUCUCAGCCUGCGCGGCAACCACCACCCAACUGGCCCGCCUUCACCCCUCUCAUCCCAGAGUCGCAUCUGGCGCUGGAGGAGCUACUGCCUGGCCAAAUAGUCACCAUAAGGAACCUGUGGACAGCGACGCUAUGCAAAAACUAUGUGUCAUUUCUCUCCUCGCUCCCCUUAGCCACAACACCCGGGAAGCCCAAAAAGGGCCAUGCUGUCCGCGUGAACGAUCGCUACCAAAUCGACGACGCUGCUUUCGCCGAGAGACUGUGGACUGAGACUGCGUUGAAAACCCUCGUCCAGACUCAGCCCAACGAACUCUGGGGCGGCGACGUCAUUGGUCUAAACCCGAAUAUUCGGAUCUAUCGCUACUCGAAAGGGCAGUUCUUCGACCAACACUAUGACGACUACAACCAUGUUACUAUAGCUGGCCCUCCGUCUACACCAGCACGCACCACUUGGACCCUGCUACUCUACCUCACCUCCCCCGCCACAGGCUGUGUCGGGGGAGAGACUGUCUUCUACCCUGACCCACCCAAGAAGAAAAGCAAAGAUCCACCGCCUGCACCCUGUGUUGUCGGCCCAGAAGUUGGUCUCGCACUACUGCAUCGACAUGGGGCCGAAUGCAUGCUUCACGAAGGACGCGAGGUUCUCGAGGGCGAGAAAUGGGUCAUCCGGAGUGAUCUCUGCGUUAGGCGGUGACCUGGACAAUGGAUGCUCAUGAGUGCCAUCCAAAUUUCCGUGCAAUUCGACCCAGAACAUCCGACGCAGAUCUUUGUGCAACAAAUUG